AUGCUCUUUCGCCGUACAACAAGAAAUAUUCAUUAUCUAUCUAUCUAUCUAUCUAUCUAUCUAUCUAUCUAUCUAUCUAUCUAUCUAUCUCAGUAUGGUCAUUAUCUAUCUAUCUAUCUAUCUAUCUAUUAUUAUAAUCUAUCUAUCUAUUAUGGAUUUGUUCAUUAUCUAUCUAUCUAUCUAUCUAUCUAUCUAUCUAUCUCAGUAUGGUCAUUAUCUAUCUAUCUAUCUAUUAUUAUAAUCUAUCUAUCUAUUAUGGAUUUGUUCAUUAUCUAUCUAUCUAUCUAUCUAUCUAUCUAUCUAUCUAUCUAUCUAUCUAUCACAUUCUGUUUCUAUCUAUCUAUCUAUCUAUCUAUCUAUCUAUCUAUCAUUAUAAUCUAUCUAAGAGAGAUAGAGAGAAAGAAAGAUUUGUUCAUUAUCUAUCUAUCUAUCUAUCUAUCUAUCUAUCUAUCUAUCUAUCUAUCUAUCUCCGUUUGUUUAUUAUCUAUUUAUCUAUCUAAAAUGCAUUCUUUUUUCAUCAAGAAAAUAAUUUUUUCUGAAGUGUGUUUUAGGCCACGACCAGUUGCUAUCUAUCUAUCUAUCUAUCUAUCUAUCUAUCUAUUAGAAGACAGGGAGUCUUUAGUGGUAGCACUGAAAGUUGAAUCUAUCUAUCUAUCUAUCUAUCUAUCUAUCUAUCUCUGUUAA
Molecule: messenger RNA, 684 nt
Organism: Acanthosepion pharaonis
Lineage: Eukaryota; Metazoa; Mollusca; Cephalopoda; Sepiida; Sepiidae
Source: the annotation of a GenBank genome assembly